CGCGUGCUUUGGCUUAUUUGGAGUACCAACUUCAAACACCAAAUAUCCGGAUACCAGUAUAAUUACCGGAGACACUGGUGCAUGUUGUUCUAAAAGUCAGUUUUGAAGAACGGGUAAUGGAACCCAUCGCACCGGAGUACACGGUCCGAUGGCACGCCGGUCACCUGGGCGUAUGGCUGCAAGAAGACCCAGCGUCGGGUGCCGCGGUCAUCUCCAAGCUGGUGCGACCGUUGCCUCCACACUUCACUCAACUCGACACAAGUGAAGGCAGCGUCGGAGACGUCCUCAUCGCCGUGGGGACAACUGGUCCAAUCACGUACGAUGAUGCUGUUGAGCUGCUCCAGCAUCCCACGCUUCCGCUGGACCUUGUAUUUCGUAACCGCCGCAACGAUCUGCCGCUAUAUGCCGCUCCAUCCUCGGUGCGCCGGUACUCUUUCGAGUGGACUGCCGACAUGAAGCCUUUGGGCAUGUCCUUUGCGAAAGACCCCAUCUCGCUCGUCACCGUGAUCUCGAAUCUCAACAAGGAUGUGUUGCCGCCAGCGGUAAAGAACUGUCGUCCUCGAGUGGGCGACGUUGUCUUGUCCAUCGGACCUGCCACCGUCACGGACAUGAAGUUCCACGAUGUCCUGGCGUUGCUAGGGCGUGUUGAGAAGCCCAUCGUGCUAGCAUUUGACCAAGUUCAGACGACAUCCUCCUCUGUGGGCGACGAAAAGUACGACAUUGAGUAUCGUGGCGAGGGGCUGGGCAUCGUGUUUGAAAACAAGGACGACCGACCUGUGAUCCAGAGCACCUCCGGAACGCACCCGACUGCCGCGAAAGGCGAUGAGCUCAUCGCGAUCGACGGGGUGGACACAAAGUCCCUUGGGUUCCAGGACGCCAUGGCCAAACUGCAACAUCUCCAAGGGCUCAUGCGAUUGUCGUUCCGGAAGGUGCGGCCGCACGAGGUUAUAGACGGCAUGUACGACGUGCAUUACCUCGGUGGUCGACUCGGUCUCGUACUUGCCGAAGGACAAACCAAGUCGAGUCAUCCUGUCAUUGACGAGAUCACGGACGCGUCAACCGCCGCGGGGCUCGAGCUCGCGUCGAAACGAGAUGUCCUGCUGUCGGUGGACGGCGUGGACACGGCGUCGCUCGGCUUUGCGAAGACGGUGGCCAUGAUCAAGCAAGUGGACAACGCGGUUGUGCUUCGGUUCAAGAAGGGUCCAUCUAGCGGGCAGCGGACGGAAGCGACGACGUCGGGGUUCCUGCGCACCAUGGUGGAAGCGCUCUUCGUAUAACGUGCAAUUACCGUUUGGCCAUUUGAUUGGUCAAUUUGACGUCAAAUUUUAAUGAAUUCCAGAAUGUUCAUACAAAUACCAA
Aphanomyces astaci is the source of this 1359-nucleotide messenger RNA. RefSeq lists its product as hypothetical. Bases 117 to 1277 code for a protein of 386 amino acids. Gene Ontology annotation, molecular function: protein binding. The transcript has a single exon. Lineage: Eukaryota; Oomycota; Saprolegniomycetes; Saprolegniales; Verrucalvaceae. The record is from RefSeq and is a predicted model, not a curated record.